Messenger RNA from Serendipita indica DSM 11827, 2817 nucleotides. The record is from the annotation of a GenBank genome assembly. NCBI's taxonomy places the organism in Eukaryota, Fungi, Basidiomycota, Agaricomycetes, Sebacinales, Serendipitaceae.
AUGGACAACGCUGCCUCAAUCACAGUUGCAGUUCGAAUCAGACCCGUCACAGAAUGGGAAGCCGCGCGUUUGCCAGACCCGCUCGACACAACGCGUCCAUUUUUUGGCGACGGUAGCCUCGCGUCGCACGUACAAGGGCAUAAGUUCGGCCAGUUCCGCAAGAUCAUUGCAUACGAGGAAGACGGUUCACUUAUUUAUGACCCAAUGGAUCCCCAAGCAGAGGCCAUCUACCGUCAAAAGGGAUAUCUUCCUCCAGGCACAUAUCGUUACAAGCAUAGAAAAUACCAAUACGAUGUCGUAUUUGGCCCAGAAGUGACUCAGCAAGCCGUAUUUGAGAGGACAACGAAACCGCUCCUGGACGGAAUUCUGGAUGGAUACAACGGAACAGUCUUUGCGUAUGGUGCCACUGGUUGCGGCAAGACCCAUACCAUUAGCGGGACGCCAUCAGACCCCGGUAUCAUUUACGCUACCAUGGCAGAGCUAUUCCAACGAAUAGACGAACGUCGAGAGGAUUAUGCAAUCGACGUUUCUCUCUCUUUUCUGGAAAUCUACAAUGAGGAGAUCAGAGACCUGUUGGCCCCUGCUGGAGCAGACACCCCGCGGGGCGGGCUGGCCAUUCGAGAGAACAGCGCGAACAGAGUCACUGUGGCCGGACUUACCGAGGUCGUUCCUACAAGCGCGGAUGAAGUAAAUGCUAUCGUGCAAGCUGGUAAUGCUCGUCGAACCCAAUCGCCCACCCACGCCAACGCAACCUCCUCUCGCUCACAUGCUGUUCUGCAAAUAAACGUCACUCAGUCCCCACGAACACCUGGUGUUACAGAGGAACGCACUAUGGCGACGUUGUCCAUCAUCGACCUCGCUGGGAGCGAGCGGGCAAGCGCCACCAAGAAUAUGGGAAAACGCAUGGUUGAGGGAGCAAACAUCAACAAGUCCCUACUCGCGCUCGGAAACUGUAUCAAUGCGCUUUGCGAACCCAAGACCCGCGCUCACAUCCCUUACCGAAACAGCAAGCUCACUCGUCUCCUCAAGUUCUCCCUGGGUGGAAACUGCCGGACGGUCAUGAUCGUCUGUGUGGCUCCCACGUCGCAGCAUCUAGAGGACACUGGGAACACACUCGCAUACGCAAACCGAGCGAAAGAGAUCAAGACGAAGGUGUCCAAGAACAUCAUGGAUGUGGAUCGUCAUGUUGGACAAUACGUCGAAGCCAUCAAUCGACUCAACGACGAGGUCCGCGAACUCAAGGCUAAACUCGCCGGCGAGAUGGCUGUCGAGAAUGAAGCCGUCAAACGUCGUCGCGCCAACGCGGCCAAGGCGGUGGAGAACGUUCGUGCAGAGAUCCGCGCGCUUGCAGCAAAGAGCAGGACAAUGCUCUGUGCUGGCUCGUUCACAGCUGGCAAUACUGCGGCGUCGCAAGCAAAACUCGAUGUCCUCCGUAUACGUGUCAAAGAGUUGGAUUCUAUGGCCGACCCCUCGUCCGAAGUCGAGGUAGAAAAGGGUCUUUUGCGCGCCCUCAUUAACGCCGAGGAGGAGUGUGUUCGAAAAGAGGCCGAUACCAUUUCCAAGGCGAUGAGCUCAGCCGCUCUCUUCGCCACGAAUAUUGGACUGGCGCAAAGGCGGAAGGGUGACGACUGGGAUGAGAUGGCUCCGACUAUCGUCAAGCUCGAAGGGGAUACGGUACUGGCUGAGAUGCGCGCAGCUCAGGCGGAGCAUGAAAGAGACGGGCUCAAGCAAGCUCUUAAAGGGCAGGCAGCGGUCAUCACCACUCUCGUUGGCAUGCUGGCGCGAACGAAUGCUCUCAUGGUCGACGGGGUUCAGAUGCUCCGUAGCGGAUCAGAGGCAGCGAUGAGCAAUGAAGAUAUUGCUAAUCGUUUACAAAUCCUCAUUGAUCUCAACAGCAAGACCUUUACAGAUGUUAUCGGCGUUGCUGUUCCGACAACAGGCGGAAGCAAGAAGACUGGAUUUGCCGCGCUGUCUACACGCCCAACUACGAAGCGGCCUUCGGUCAAUGGCGCUCCUCCCACUCGUACUCGCCCAUCAAUGGGCACGCGUCGCACUUCGUUGAGUGGACUCGGAUCGCCCGGCCGUCGCCACAGCUAUCGAUCUCCACGAAAGCCAUCAUCUCUUCGUGCCGGUGCAAUCACUACUACUGGAAGAAAGGUGUCUGGAGAGAAAAAGUCUGUUCGCUGGGCAGUUCCUAUCAAACCAGACGAGUCGUAUGUAGAGCCCUCUACACCAAAGGCGAAGGUGUCCAUUGCUCUACCGACAUCCGAGUCCGAGGAGUGGGAGGAUGAUCGGACUGAUGAGAGCUCUGCUGUCGAGACUUCCUCCAUGUCUCUGGAUGCCGCUAUCAUGACGAUAGGUGCGAGUACCGCCAUGCCCAGUGGGUCGUCCUCAGGACCUGCUGUGCGCAAGAUCAAGAUGGACGAGCCCAAGGUCGUUCUCGAUAGUCUCAAGGAGGAGGAUGAACAAACUCCGCGCCGGACGGUCCUAGGCGAGCACAAUCAACAAGUGACGGCGUCAGCGUCUAAAGCACGACGGCGGUCUGGCAUCGGUUCUCUUCGCAGUGAUCGCGUUCGACGACGCUCGAGUUUGAUUCCUCAGUUAUCGCCCAAUUAUAAGGAAGUGGCCAAAGCUGCUGCCGCUGGCGGAACCGCAACGGGAGAGGCACCGGCCAAAGCGCACCACAAGUCUCCCAAACGCCCAAAGCGGUCCUCACUACUUGGAGUCUUGUCCUCGAGCAGAGUGCGUCCAUCAUUGUUGAGGAUCGGCGUUGAGCAGCCGCCUUCUGGGACUGUAGCGAAGCCAUCGUGGAAGUAG